This is a messenger RNA of Vanrija pseudolonga, 534 nucleotides long. RefSeq lists its product as uncharacterized. The transcript is spliced from 3 exons. The coding region runs from base 1 to 534 and encodes 177 amino acids. Gene Ontology annotation, biological process: regulation of transcription by RNA polymerase II. The record is from RefSeq and is a predicted model, not a curated record. Gene Ontology annotation, cellular component: mediator complex. Gene Ontology annotation, molecular function: transcription coregulator activity. Lineage: Eukaryota; Fungi; Basidiomycota; Tremellomycetes; Trichosporonales; Trichosporonaceae.
AUGGCAGAAGAAGAGUGGGCCGACCCGCUGAUAAUAGACCAAGAGCUGGACACGGACGUGCUGCUGAAGGCGCUGGGGAAUGUCGACAAGGAAAUCCCAAACCUCCUCCUCGACGUCAAACCAGUCAUCGCGCACCUCGUCUCGCUGGACAGCAGCACCGCGGAGGAGGAGGCUGCGGGGAUGGCGGCGCGCGACGCGGUGGAGCGGUAUAUGCGGAAUUUGGAUAACAUCCAAGUCAUCCUCCGCCAAGCCGUCUACUUCCUGCGCGAGACGCGCGCCGCGCCCUCCGUGCUCCGCCCACCAGCGAUAGACGGCAUCCCGCGCCCCCUGGCCGCGACGCUCGCGCAGCCGGCCACCUCGACGAGCGUCUCCAGCGGCGGCGGCGAGACGGCGCUCGGGCUGUACGCUGCGCGCACCGAGGUUGCCGCUCUGAGGGAGAUGUUGGCCGCGGCUAAGGCUCUGAGGGCUGAGGAGGCGGGGAAGGCGCAGGGUGAGGGGGAUGGGGAUGGCCUUGAGGUUGACGCCGAGCCAUGA